GGGAGGCGGAGGGGAGGAGGGCUGCGGGGCUGGGGCGUUAGCUGCGUCCCGGCUGGGAGCCCGCGAAGAGGACAAGGAGGAAGGCGCCUCUGUGGCCGCGGCCGCAGUGCUCCGGGCGCGACGAGCAAUGAGCGGCAGCCCCGCGGGCGACCCCCCAGUCGCUGGCCGCUGCUGAGCGCGACCCAGAGACAGCUCGCCGCUCCCCAGCACCCUCUCCAGCCGGCACCCUCGCGCCCAGAGAAACAUGAUUCCUGUGACAGAGUUCCGGCAGUUCUCCGAGCAGCAGCCUGCCUUCCGGGUGCUGAAGCCAUGGUGGGACGUGUUUACUGACUACCUCUCGGUGGCCAUGCUGAUGAUCGGCGUGUUUGGAUGCACUUUACAGGUCAUGCAAGACAAGAUAAUCUGCCUCCCGAAAAGAGUGCAGCCUGCUCAGAACCACUCUUCCAUUUCGAACGUGUCUCAAGCAGUUGCCAGUACCACCCCACUGCCUCCACCUAAACCGUCUCCUACUAACCCCGUCACUGUGGAAAUGAAAGGACUGAAGACAGAUUUGGACCUUCAACAGUACAGUUUUAUAAACCAGAUGUGUUACGAGCGAGCCCUCCACUGGUAUGCCAAGUACUUCCCUUACCUUGUUCUCAUCCAUACCUUGGUCUUCAUGCUCUGCAGUAACUUUUGGUUUAAAUUCCCUGGUUCCAGCUCCAAAAUAGAACACUUCAUCUCCAUCCUGGGGAAGUGUUUUGACUCUCCUUGGACCACACGGGCUUUAUCUGAAGUGUCCGGGGAGGACUCAGAAGAAAAGGACAAUAGGAAGAACAACAUGAGCAAGUCCAACACCAUCCAGUCUGGUCCAGAAGGCAGCCUAGUCAACUCUCAGUCUCUAAAGUCAAUUCCUGAGAAGUUUGUGGUUGACAAAUCCACUGCGGGGGCUCUGGAUAAAAAGGAAGGUGAGCAAGCAAAGGCCUUAUUUGAGAAGGUGAAGAAGUUCAGGCUGCAUGUAGAAGAAGGUGAUAUUCUAUAUGCCAUGUAUGUUCGACAGACUGUACUUAAGGUUAUCAAAUUCCUAAUCAUUAUUGCAUACAAUAGUGCUCUGGUUCCUGAAGUCCAAUUUACAGUGGACUGUAAUGUUGACAUUCAGGACAUGACUGGAUAUAAAAACUUUUCCUGCAAUCAUACCAUGGCACAUUUGUUCUCAAAACUCUCAUUUUGCUACCUGUGCUUUGUGAGUAUCUAUGGAUUGACGUGCCUUUAUACCUUGUACUGGCUGUUCUACCGUUCUCUAAGGGAAUAUUCUUUUGAGUAUGUCCGGCAGGAGACUGGGAUUGAUGAUAUUCCAGAUGUGAAAAAUGACUUUGCUUUUAUGCUUCAUAUGAUAGAUCAAUAUGACCCUCUCUAUUCCAAGAGAUUUGCAGUGUUCCUAUCUGAAGUCAGUGAAAAUAAAUUAAAGCAGCUGAACUUAAAUAAUGAGUGGACUCCUGAUAAACUGAGGCAGAAGCUACAGACAAAUGCCCAUAAUCGACUGGAAUUGCCUCUUAUCAUGCUCUCUGGCCUUCCAGACACUGUUUUUGAAAUCACAGAGUUGCAGUCUCUAAAACUUGAAAUCAUUAAGAACGUAAUGAUACCAGCCACCAUCGCGCAACUAGACAAUCUCCAAGAGCUCUCCCUACACCAGUGCUCUGUCAAAAUCCACAGUGCAGCUCUCUCUUUCCUGAAGGAAAACCUCAAAGUCUUGAGCGUCAAGUUUGAUGACAUGAGGGAGCUGCCCCCCUGGAUGUACGGACUGCGGAAUCUGGAAGAGCUCUACUUGGUUGGCUCUCUGAGUCAUGACAUUUCCAAAAACAUCACCCUUGAGUCUCUGCGGGAUCUCAAAAGCCUUAAAAUUCUUUCUAUCAAAAGCAACGUUUCCAAAAUCCCUCAGGCAGUGGUUGAUGUUUCCAGCCAUCUCCAGAAGAUGUGCAUACAUAAUGAUGGCACCAAGCUGGUUAUGCUCAACAACUUAAAGAAAAUGACCAAUCUGACAGAGCUGGAACUGGUCCACUGUGACCUGGAGCGCAUUCCUCACGCUGUUUUUAGCCUGCUCAGCCUCCAGGAAUUGGACCUGAAGGAAAACAAUCUGAAAUCUAUAGAAGAAAUUGUUAGCUUUCAGCACUUGAGGAAGUUGACAGUGCUAAAACUGUGGCAUAACAGCAUCACCUACAUCCCAGAGCAUAUAAAGAAACUCACCAGCCUGGAACGUCUGUCCUUUAGUCAUAAUAAAAUAGAGGUGCUGCCUUCCCACCUCUUCCUAUGCAACAAGAUCCGCUACUUGGACUUAUCCUACAAUGACAUUCGAUUUAUCCCACCUGAAAUCGGAGUUCUACAAAGUUUACAGUAUUUUUCCAUCACUUGUAACAAAGUGGAAAGCCUUCCUGAUGAACUCUACUUCUGCAAGAAACUUAAAACUCUGAAGAUUGGGAAAAACAGCCUAUCUGUACUUUCACCGAAAAUUGGAAAUUUACUAUCUCUUUCCUACUUGGAUGUAAAAGGCAAUCACUUUGAAAUCCUCCCUCCUGAACUGGGCGACUGUCGGGCUCUGAAGAGAGCUGGUUUAGUUGUGGAAGACGCCCUGUUUGAAACUCUGCCUUCUGACGUCCGGGAGCAAAUGAAAACAGAAUAACUUAUUUUUCGUUAAAGUUUGACUGAAACACGCUUCUACCAAAUACAGUAUGAAUAAUUAGGUAGUCUUAAUGCCUUUCCUAUUUUAUUUUUAUUUUUUUUCUUUUUCACACAAAACAAAAUGUACACAAAGAUUGAGUAAGGAGUAUGUAUAUUUUAAUAAAAAUUUAAUUGUAUUUUUUCAAUAUUAAUAUUUUAAAGUUUUAUUUGUCUUGGAACCUAAUGUAUCUAUUAUUGUUUUCUACUGAUAGAAACAGACGGUUCCAUCUGUUUUUAGUUUUUGUUUGUUUUUCAGUUCAUUCUUGUGAAAGGGAGGGAAUUAUAAGUUGCAUGCUUUUGGCAUUUUUUUUAAAUAGAGGGAGAUAUUUUGCCAGGGUCAUUUUUAGCUUGUUUACACCUGUGUAGGGUCCUCAUUUUUGUGUUUUCAUUGUGUGUAUACCAAGGAAUCUGUGCUAGUUGUUUUAAUACCAGCUGCCUUCUUUACUGGCCAAGUCCUUCAUUCUAUAAAAAACACUUCUCUGGAGUAUAACUUCACAUAAGUGCAUUGUCACAGAGUAUUAUUUCUGAAUUUUCCCCGUGCCUCCAACAGAACCGUAAAUUGUGUCAUAUCAUAUACCUGACAUCUAUAGUUAUCCUUUAGGCAAGGCUUUUGUAAUUGGGUGAAGAAAGUAAUCUUUAGUGGUUGGCAUGCUAGAAUUGGUCAUUUAUAAUUUAACUGAUUAGCAUUUUUACCAAUAUUUUUUAAAUAUUUCAAAACUAAACACAGAGGCCCUCCCCUCCCCUUAAUCUCAAUACUGCUAUGUGGUACUGGUGCAUGACCUUAGAGAACUUAGAUUUAUUUUAAUAUUCCAGCAGGUAAUUAAAUUUAAAAAUCAUAGAAUUAGAAGCCUGUUUUUGAGUAAUUUAAUCAUAUUUGAUAUCUUGAUAUGUGGAUGCAUCAGAUGGAAAAAAUUUCACUACUAAAGUGCCCUGUCAAAGAGCUGGUGUGCUCCAGUGGGGCCCUCUCCCUUGCUCAGGGCACUAGGGCAGUGUUAAUCUAUUCAAAUUCUGCCUGCUGCACAAAAUAAUACACUUACGUAUACAGUCAGCCCUCAUAUCCAUGGGUUCCCCAUAUGGGGAGUCCACUAACUAUGGAUCAAAAAUAUUCUAAGAGAAAAUUUACGUCUGUACUGAACGUGUGCAGACUUUCUUAUCUUUUUAUUAUUCCCUAAAUACUGCAAUGUAACAAUUAUUUGCAUAGCAUUUACAUUGCACUAGGUAUUAUAAGCAAUCUAGAGAUGAUUUAAAGUAUACGAGAGGAUAUGCGUAGGUUAUAUGCAAAUACUACACCAUUUUGUUAUCAGUGGCUUGAGCAUCCUCAGAUUUUGGUGUCUGAGAAGGUCCUGGAACCAAUUCCCCAGGGAUACUGAGGAACAACUGUAUAUUAAUUGGUUUCCGUCAAGCCUGCCCUUGCUGUGAAUGCUAGUGGUUCAAGCACAGGUACUCUAUCUGCUAUCUGGCUUAACACACAUAUCUCAUCUAAAAUGGCUCUGUUAAGUUUUUUUUUUAAGUGUGAAUAAAUUGCUAAGUCAUGUUACAUAGCAAUAAUUUUUGCCUGAUUGUUAGCAGAGCUUUUACUUACCUGUGUACUUAAAAUCCAACAUAGUAUGGGCUCUUGGGCAAAAUAUUUCACUGACUAUUAGAACAGGAAAAAUGAAAUACACUACUUGUGCCCUCUAUCCAGGACCAGCGCUACUGAUUAUAGGAAGGUUGUUUUAUGUACCAAAUUCACAGGGACCAUUUUCUGAGCCCUAGACUGAUCUAAGAAAGUUCUGUGUGACUUAACAAUGAAAGAAAGUAGGAAGACAAUUUGGGAUUUCAAAGUGCUGUUUUUAAGAAUUGUUCCCUGAACCUGGUAAAUUUGCCCAGUGCUACUUUGAGUCAUAUACAGAAAUCAACUAUGGGAACUGUGUGCCUCAAUUUUGUUUUAAGUUUUAAGAUACAUAAUGGAGUGAAGGAUUAUGGAAAGAGCUGCUUUUCAUUUGUUUCUUAAUAUAAUCUAAUCAUAUAAACCAAAGUACUUCACAGUUUCUGCACUAUGUUAAAGUUUUAGAAUGAUGAUUUUGUAUAGCUGAUUUAUUUAGACCUGCAACUGAAAUAAUGUUUGAAAGAGUGUCAUGGUUAUAGUUCUUAUAUGAUAAAAUAUUUAAUUCCAGAAUAUUGCUGGGAUCCUGAGUAUGAACAAUGGGUUGUAUUUAGAAACGUAGCCCUGUUUUAAACAAUUUGUUGGCAGAUCACCAUGUUUGAGCAUGGCAGAAAUAUUUAAUACCCUGUUGAAAGGUGAGCUUAGAUAACUGCUGGAAACACACUGGGUGCACUAUUUUUCUGGAUAAAAUUUAUAGUUAUUUUCUAUUUCACCCUUCAAAUGGGAUCUAUUCAGGUUAAAAAUUAUAUUUAUGCUGAAGUCUUUAUCUGGUGUUAACUAAUAAUCUCAUAUGGGCUCAUAACUGAAAUAAAUCACUAAUAAUUCAUUUUUAUCACUUAUAACAAUUUGCUCAAAAUUACAAAAGAAUUUGAUUUGUUUUUUAAUGAUUUUGCAGGCUGACCCCAACCUCAGUUUUGAUAACAUCCAGUAAAUCAGUAUAGUUUUAUGACUUUAUGUUUUAACUAAGAAGGAAAAUCAUAGAUGUUCUUAUUAGGUUUUAUAAAAAUUUGAAAGUCUCAAACUUAACUUUGAGUCUGCAUUUUCUGACUCUGGCCCUUUUUAAUAUUGUAAGUUUUUGUUCACUUUGGUAAGUAAAAAGCAUUCAAUUACUAUUUAGCCUUUAAAUGGGAAACUCAGGUAAAUGAACUUCUGACUUUUCUAAAGUUCUUUAACUGAUCAACUCAGAGUAGAGGGGUAAUUACCUAAUCACUUUCUGUAUUUUAUAAGCACUCUUGCUAAAAAGGAACAACUAGCUCUAUUUCUCUAAUCUCUGUAGGAUGCAUGAGAAACUGCUUAUGUAAAUAUAAAAGCACUGUAUGUAAUCUUAACUCCUGUGGCUGCUUGGAGCUCAUGAUGGGUGAGCUUUUGGUCAGCUUUAAAGGUUAAGCACAGAGCAAACAAUUGUUUGCUAAUGAUCUAGUCGAGAGAGAGCAUGUAAGUAUAUUCCAAUGGAACUCACCUAAGAAGACCACACUUCAGAAAGCGAUUGCAUUUUCUUGUUAUGUGCUGGGUUUUGUUUUACUUUGUUUUGACAUAGCACCUGUAAUGCAAAGAUUCUUGAUAUUAAAACAAUGAAAUCUGUUAUUUACAAUCAUAAAUUUUUCUUAUUGUUCACCCACCUCUUUCCCUGACAUUGUAUUUCCCAGCUAUUUUAAUGGAUUCUAGCAAUUUACAUGGCAUCUUAUGUGGCAGGCACUUUUUCAGAAAGGCUUAGAAAAUAUACCUGGUAGGAGUUUUUUUCAUUUAAAGGUGCCUGUUUACCUGGCUCUCAGGUCAUCUUUGUGGAAAGGGGCUUAAACAGCCUGGAAUAUUCUUUGAGUGGCUUGAAGUAAGGGAAGUUCCAAGUUCUUUCAAUAUGCUAUUUCAUGAUUUCUGAUAUUAAGAAAGAGAAAACAAAACCUUUAUAUUUGUUGUUAACAUUUCCACCAAGAGGGUUUCUGUUGCUUAUUUUUGACUAUAAGAAAAAUCCAUUGUUUAAGUAGAGAAUAUUUUACUCUCUAAUCUAAUUUCAUGUAAAAUACCUGAUCAAUAGUAAUAAUAUGUUUAUUUAAACAGUGAACAUUCAUGAUCCAUCAUUAUGAAAACUGUUAGUGUACUUAGUAGUGAACAAAUAAGAUAAAUUCAAUAUAAUUCCAGUUGUUUGUGGAGAUUAAAUUAAGAUGCAGUUAACAUCCUCAUCCUCCUAUGAAUCCUGAACAUGAUAAUGCUUUUCAAACAAUUCACAUUUUUGGUAGGAUCUUAAUAACUCAGGAUAGGGUUCCAUACCUCAAAUUAGCAAAACAGUAUAGUUAUUAGUGAGGAGACUGCCUAAAGGAUCUAGAAGAUUUUCUCAUCUUUUCUUGUCUAUUUAGAAACAUUGUAAGGAAACUUGGAUAGUCCUCACCAGACCUGCCAUGAUUUUUCAGAUUUGGGCCUCAGUGACAUGCUUCUGUUACGGUUCCUUGCCACCCUUCCUAACUAGGUAUCCAAUCUUAUUCCAUCUUCCCAGAGUUAUUUGCUGGUAAAGGUAGCAUCCUUAAGUUCAUUUGGAGGAGAUAGAGGAGUGUUUUCCCCUGCCUCAAAGAAUAUUUUUUAAUCAGAAGACCCUGAAAGGAGUAUAAAACUUUGGACAACUUAAUUUCUUGGCCAUGUUAAUUAACAGUUCCUAGGCAUUGUUUUUAAUAUCGUGUGCCAUUUGCAUCUUUCUUCUGAAUGCCUUUCUCUCUCCUACCUUCUUCUGCCUCUUUAAUGGAAUAUUUUUAUUGGAGUUGGAACUCCAUGCCUUAUGUGCUCCCUCAGUUUUCUUUUUGCCACUUGUUUACUCUCACUGUUUGUAUGUGUUCAGAUUGUGUCAAAUGCUGGCAAACCUCUAAGAUUGUUAAGAAAAUGCUUAAAAGUUGAUUUGUCAUAGUGCAAAUUCAUAAUAAAAUGUCUUAAUGUUAUUUGGCCAUGUAGUACAUAGGAACAGAAAAAUAAAGUCAUUUUUGUAACUUAAAAU
Messenger RNA from Microcebus murinus (gray mouse lemur), 7316 nucleotides. RefSeq names its product leucine rich repeat containing 8 VRAC subunit C (gene LRRC8C). The record is from RefSeq and is a predicted model, not a curated record. Gene Ontology annotation, cellular component: cytoplasm. Gene Ontology annotation, molecular function: protein binding. Lineage: Eukaryota; Metazoa; Chordata; Mammalia; Primates; Cheirogaleidae.